UGGCAACAUUUUGGUUUCAGGGGUCUCAUAACUCGUGCGUGACUUUCCACCACUAUUUUUUUGUUUUGUUUAGCUUGAACUGAAAUUUUAAAAUGUAUACUGUCUCAAAAGGACCCAGCAAAAUUGUAGCUAAAACAAGAAGAGGUCUUUCACAGAACUUGGAAAGACUAGAUAGCCGCAAAGACAAUAAUAGGAAGUCUUCAGAAUCUGAUAAUGGAGAAAUUAUGAGUAUGCCCAAACCAGUAUUUCAUUCCAACGGUAAAAAGACAAUACACCAAAGAAUACAGCACCACGUGAUAACCCCACAGCAUGAGGAGUUGAUCAGGUUUAUUAGUGAAACUUGGACACAGUCAGCAUACGGAGAUAGUGAGCCAUCAACACCUACAACCUCAAUUGCAUCCGGCAGCUCAUCACCCGUACCGCCCUCCAGCCUUUACUACCAGGAUGAGCCCAGCCCCGUGCUGCAGGACUUCAAGCCCUUCGACCUGGAGACGUGGUGGGGCAAGCGGUUGUUCCAGAACAUCACCAACUCCCUCUGAGCUGCGUGUGGCCAUGGAACAUCAUAGUAUGUUACUGUAAGUCACAAUCAUGUACAGUUUACUACAUUUUUCUACAAUAAUGUCACAAGCUCAUGCGGUGCUUGAUAUAUGUUGAGAAAGUCUAUUUAUAGAUCUGAAGUGAAGCUUAAAACUGAAAGCUUUCGACCACAUUUCACUAAACAAAUGCUACUUCUUUUUCCCCCAAUGAUUUUUGAGAUCUUUAGGUUUAAAAAUUGGAUAUCAUAUAGUUAGACCAAGAUAAGUCUGCAGCGAUUUUGAUAGUCCACUGUGCAAGCAUUAUUUUUAACGUCAAAUUUCUAUAAAAUUAUGACAUGUAAAUAACACUUGCACAGCCUGUGCUGUCCAAAUCAUUGCAGAGUUGCCUUGAUCUAACUCUAUUAAAGUUUGCUAAAACAAUGAUCUGGGCCUAAUAAGGUGAAUAUAGAUAAUCAAUAGAUAUGUAAGACUAUGUUUUAACUAAUAUGGUGAAAUGUGUAAAGAGAAAGAUAUAUUGUGACAUAGACAAGUUUAAAAUAGACUUCCUCAUCAUGCAUAUUUUUGCAUAGGGAUUGUAGCAUGUGCUACUUUGCUACAGGUAGCUUCAUAAAUACUUGGUGUAUGGCUGAGGCUUGUCUUAGUGUAAAAAAUGUACAAAUUUAACCACAAAAUAUCAAAAGGAAGAUUGAAUAAUCAUUAUGACAUUGUAUGUAUCAUUAAAUCAUCACAAAUAUUGGUAAAUCCGUAAGUUAUCAUUGGAAUUGUGCCAUUUGGUUAGGUGUAUAUUUUCCUCAAUAUUUGUAUGAAUUGAAGUGGGAGCAUGAAAAAAAACGGAAUUCUAACAUUAACAUGCUCUGUAUAAAAUACCAAUGUAAAAUUUAGUAACCUAUACUUGAUUGUGGAUCUCAUUUCAUUAUCGUAAGUGAACAUUUCCAGAAGCUCAAAUCGUUUGCGACUAGCAUUGUUUUACGAAACAAUAUUUUGUAAGAUUGUUGUAUUGUGUUCGUUCUUAAUGUCUAUGCUAAGUCUGCAAGCCAAGUGCAAUGCCAAGUAAGGCGCGGUCAUACAUUGUCGUUGCCAAGUCGCUGCAGUCUUACCAUAGUUUUCUUUGUCGAGUUGAAAAACUGUUAUUUUUUUUUUUACAAAAGACCAGUUUCCAAUAGACAAAUAGUCAAUAAAAAAAUGGGAAAUUAUUAAAAUUGUAUUUGUGUAAAAUCUUAAAUGAAUCUGAAAUUGGCAUGAGAUUGAACCAGGCUUGGAAAAGGAGUGGGUAGCAAAAUAGCGCUUACAUUUAGUAAAACAUUACUUUUAUGAAGAGUAGCUUUUUCUGUUUAUAACCCAUUUGGAAACUAGUCUAUUAUAAAAUAAACAAAGCCAUAUUUUAUUCCCAAAACAUAUGUUUUAAGCCAAAGUUUUAUUUCCAGUUUUAGCUGCUAGCCUCAUUCUGUGGCCAUUUCAAUAUAAAUCAAAAGUUAGUAAAUUACAUUGAAUAUUUCUGUAUUACAAUUGGCUAAGACGAAAAGUGUUAUGUCAAAUUGUUUAAAAAUAAUAGUCAGUUGACAACCCAAUCCAACUUACCAAAGCCCUAUUCUUACAAAUUUUUUAUACUAUUCCUAUCCUGAAAAUCGAUAUUCGAAGAAAAUCUAUGUGCAUUUUUUUCUCUUUUGAAAUACUCGAGUGAUAGAGACGGAGAUACACAAUUUUUGAACUUCGCGAUAACUUCUCAGUACCGAAUAAAAACAGUAUAAUAAUCUCAAAUACAAGUUUUGUAUAAGUAGUAAGAAUUGGUUAUUAGCGAGUAUUGUUGUCGCCAACUAAAUCAAAUUGAACAUGCAUGUUUCCAUUUACUCAGUGAUAUGAUUGUAAUAAUAAAAAGACAAAUUUUCUUACAUAAUAUUAAUAAAAUGAUUAUAUAUUAAGUGCCUCCACACAGCAAUAGAUCGAAUAGGUUGCUCUUGAUUCUGAGUGGAUCAAUAUUUUCUUGUCAAGUGGUAACUAUUUGUCAUGGUUAUGUCUCCUGGGUCACUUUUUAGGGUUCCGUACCCAUAGGGUAAAACGGGACCCUAUUACUAAGACUCCGCUGUCUGUCCGUCUGUCAUCAGGCUGUAUCUCACGAACCGUGAUAGCUAGACAGUUGAAAUUUUCACAGAUAAUGUAUUUCUGUUGCCGCUAUAACAACAAAUACUGAAAACAGAAUAAAAUAAAUAUUUACCUAAGUAGGGCUCCCGUACAAGAAACGUGAUUUUUUGCCGUUUUUUGUGUAAUGGUACGGAACCCUUCGUGCGCGAGUCCGACUUGUACUUGGCCGGUUUUUUAACCCUUUGAACACCACGCCUAUGGCGUGCGGCGAGUCAGCGGGAACCUUGUUGGCAUGCACGAAGGUUGAUAUUUGGCCGUAGCCGCUCACGUCAGAAGUCGCCUUUGGUGGACAAAGAUUUUACGAUUAAAUUCACCGAAACAUGUUAAUAGGAUGUUUUAAUUUUGUAGGGUUCCGUACCCAAAAGGUGUUUUUUUUUUAAACUAUUACUGUUGUUUCUUGGCUAACGGGAUAGAAUAACAAGAAAUAGUUGAUCCACUUUUUAUUUUAUUUACUCUUCAGCUUUUUUUAUUAAGAUUUUUCGUAGAGUGUAGGCAUAAAUUUUAUUUAUAUAUGUAGACAUUUUCUAUCUCCUAUAGAUGUUUCUAUUGUUUAUUAUCUCCUAGAUACAUUAAAAUUAUUUUUGUUCAAAAUAGAUAAUGGUUAUGAGAUGGAUUUUAAUUUACAUAUAUCUACUAUUGUUAUAGAUCAGUAUUCAUGUUACGACGAUCAUGUUAUCUGUUAUACAAUACACCAAAGAUUGAUCAUAAUUCAUAUUGUUACUGUUGUCAAAGAUGAGUUAGUGAAUAAAGGUUGCUUACCAACGUACGAACAAAGAUACACUGAUUGAGUAAAAUGUGUCAGGUCUAAGACAAUGUCGUGCUUCAAAUUUGCUAAUCAAGAUUAUGCGAUAGCACAUAUUUUCAAAAAUUGACGUUUCAGACAGUGACAAUAAAACAGAUGACGCAGUACAGCGCCAUCUGUGUAGGCCUUCAUUCUACAGGGCACGUUUUGUCUUAGACUUUUCCUCUCUAUUACAAUCAAUAACACAAUGGUACAAUCGCCAUCAGAUAUAUUGGAGGUUGGAGGGACAAAUAUCUGAACACGCCUUUAUUGUCUAGGCUUUGUGCGUACAUACAGUUUUAGGCAUUCCACAAUAAGAUCUACUUUGUAGGGGACGUGCCGCGUAUGGCACCUCAGUAACAUGCAGAAAUCUGUAUUAUACACGAUGGGUGGCUAAAAUAUAAGUGCAUUCCCGUUGUUAGGGAGGUUUUAGGAUUAUACUGAGCAACUUUUACUAUGGGACCAACCCCGAAAUCGCGAAAAAAAAUUUGGCUGUUUCAUACAUUUUGGCUGGUCCAUUUUCUAUGGGAGGGUAAAAAAAAUUUCACGAUUUCGCGGUUGGUCCCAUAGUAAAAGUUGCUCAGUAUAAUCCCAAAACCUUCCUGGCAACGGGAAUGCACUUAUUUUUUAGCUACCCUUUAUUCCGUUGAAUUUAAAGCUAAGUUAUGAAACGUAAUCAUGCCAAAUAUCGGCUUAAUGGCUUAUUUAUUUUUAGAAAUGUUAAAAAAAUGGCGUCACGUAUCCGACACUUUUCUGGAAUGCCCCUUUACUAAGCUUAAUCUUAAUGUGUUACGCAUGUUUUUUUUUGUAUGGACCAUCGUUUGUACCAACGUAGUUUAAGUUGGCUUAAGAGACAUUCACACAAAGUCCUUUUUACAACAUUUUAAUUAACGCAAUUAUUAUUUAGGUAAAAAAUUACAAAUCUUAAUUUUUACAGGCUGGCCCAAAAAUUCGUUGACAAAGAUAAUUUACUCUGCAUAUUGUUGAUAAUUUUAACAAACGUUUGCGUUUGUGUAUCACAACCAAAGGACAAUAUUAUUGACCAUUUAUAAGGCAAUGGGUGUCGGAAAUUAUGCAAAAUUGAACCCUAUCACUUAUCAUGUGGGUAAUAUAUAUUCCCUCUGCCUUAUAAAGGCUUAAGAUAUACACUUUGUUUUAGUUAAAUUGCAAGUAAUUUAAAAUUUUAUUGACACAUUGUAAAAUACGUGUAAGUAAGAAAAAAUUUCGUAAACAUAUUUUUGGGCGACCCUGUAUUAAAAUAUAUUUUAGGUGCUUAUUAUUUCCAUAAUUGAAUGCAAUUUGAAAAUUUAUAAGUUAUAUUUUGACAUAUAAUGUUAUAUUGACUAUCUUUGAAGUUUGACAUUGGUCCUAAGCCAAUAAGCUAAUCCUAUAGUACUUGUAUGUUGUUUCUUAUGAGGACAGGAAAUUAAUGUGAUUUGUAUAUGUGAUCCGAUCGUUUUCCUUUGCACGGUUGGCAUCAAAGAUACUGUUUGUCCAGAGGCAAAUUUCCGUUUUUAAAAUUUGAUUAAAACAUACUAACCAAAACUAUUUAUUUCUAUGAAAAGAAGAUAAAUGCAGAUUUAAUUUUAUAGAAAUCAGGAAACUAAUUUUAAUCACCCCGCGUCUCCCUCGCACUUGGCUUUCGAAAAUCAUUUAAAUUUGAAAUCGGAAAUCUGCCGCUGGUCUGUAUGUUUUCAUUUUGCACCUUAUGUCAUUGUGAUAAGGAUGUCUUUGACGCUAUGAAUGCUUUUGGUUUUAUACAUUCAAGUAUUCAAAUUUAUUAAGCAUACGUAUUGACAUUCUCACACUACUUAUAGCAGAAACUAGUAAAUGAGAAAUUACCGUCGAUCUAGUUUUAUACCACCAGUCCACCACAGUAGGGGAGACCGAGGUGAGUUGUGACAGAGGAGAGUUGUGACAUUGUCGAUUUUUGGAUCCUCUUUAACUGUUGGCGAACUCGCAGCAGUGCGCGCUUGUUAGCUAGUAACUUGAACUAACAAACGCGCGCUAUUGCGAGCUCGUUAUUAGAUAAUAGAUUUUAAAAAAUCGACGAUGUCACAACUCUCCUCUGUUUACAACUCACCUCGGUCUCCCCUACUCUACAAACAGUUCCAUAUAUUAUCACCUCAAAUAUUUAAAUUUAAAAAAAUUGAAAAGUUCACCGAAGCAAGGCUUAGAUAGCUUCGAUAGCUCAGUUCAUUAAGAGCAAUUGGACAUCUCGUUUAGAGAAACGUAAUUUAAGCAGUCCUUAGACUUGACUAGUUUCUGCUUAAUGGUUAUUGAUACUAUUUUACAAUAUAUUGUUAACACAGGCAGGCCUUAUAUCAUUCUUUAUUGUUUAUUUAUUUUUUAUCCUAUUGGAUAUGAUAGUCGAAUGUGAAUACUUUUUAAAUACGCUAGGCGACUCGCAAUAAUUCUCAUUUGUAAAUAAAUCUGAGUCAUGUUUUAUAAAUUAUCUGUACAAAUUGUAAAUAUGCGAAUCAUAUUCUGUGAAGUAUUAUUAUUGGGUUAUGGAAUUUUCGGAAAAAUAUGUAUGCUUUGUAUCUAAGUACACCACCAAAAAUUGAAGUAUUACCACUACGGCAGCCAUAGAGAAAUAAACAUUAUAUAAAGAAUAUAAAAGAUCCAGAUAGAUGAUUAUCUUGACUCGCGUCGAAUGAUAACGCUAUCACGUAAAAUUUAUGUAGACAUUUUUUGGAAGUUUAUCACAUGAAUUUAUUUAGGUAAAAAUGUGACAUUUAAUUAAUAAACAUCAGUAAAAACAUGAUUAUCCAAUUAUUUUUUAAAUUAAGCCCAACCAAAAGAGACUUGAAGGAACUGUCAUAGAGAAACCAUCAUUCGACGCGAUAGAGGUUUAAUCUAACGUGCAGCUAAAUAUGGCAACGAUGUGUUGCAGUUUAUGAAAGACAUCGCUAACAUUAUUAAUGAUCCAUAGAUAAAAGUGCCAUAUGUACUAGGCUCAAACUAACAAAAGUCUGCAGACAUUUUGACAGUACACGCAGUGCAGGUGUUAUUUCAAAUGUCAAACUUCUAUGAAAUUAUGACGUAUAAAUAACACUGGCACUGCGUGUGCUGUCAAAAUCUCUGCAGACUUUUCUUGGUCUAACUCUAUGAAGAUUUCUG
Molecule: messenger RNA, 6579 nt
Organism: Cydia strobilella
Lineage: Eukaryota; Metazoa; Arthropoda; Insecta; Lepidoptera; Tortricidae
Product: MAPK regulated corepressor interacting protein 2
Exons: 5
Coding region: 93-539 (148 amino acids)
Source: RefSeq, a predicted model, not a curated record